This is a messenger RNA of Paramisgurnus dabryanus, 4544 nucleotides long. RefSeq names its product eosinophil peroxidase (gene epx). Gene Ontology annotation, biological process: response to oxidative stress. NCBI's taxonomy places the organism in Eukaryota, Metazoa, Chordata, Actinopteri, Cypriniformes, Cobitidae. The record is from RefSeq and is a predicted model, not a curated record. Gene Ontology annotation, molecular function: calcium ion binding; peroxidase activity; heme binding.
CAUUUUUCGCAGUGUAUGACUUGUUUUGUGGUCCAUAAUAACAUAUAGUACAGGAAUACGUGUUUAACAUAUACUGAAUAUACCUGAAUGAAUAUAAAUACAGAUUUGAGUAUUUUCUAAAAGUGCUCUAUUAUUAUUACCAGCAUUAGGUAUAUAACAAUAAAAUGUAUAUGUUUUCUGAUCGCAGGUGUCUUUCUCAUGUAUGAUUCGAUCUGUUUUUCUGAUAUUGUGUCUACCGUUGUUGGCCACAUCUCAUUUUCCUUCCCAGAAUGCAACAGUGUUUCUGGGAUCUGAUUUAAUUCGGGAAGCUUUACUGAGAGCUAAAGAGCUGACAGAUGCUGCAUACGCGCACACCAAUGAGAGGGUGAAGACGUCUGUAUCUGAUGGUUCGGUCCGGCCCAAUGACCUGCUGGCUUUGUUCAAACAGACUGGACCCAAAACCAGAACCCUCAUCAGAUCUGCAGAGUUUCUGGACAACACAGUGGAACUGAUCAGAGAGAUGGUGUACACACACACCAUGGACAAACCCAAGCUCACCGAGCAUUUGAGUGCAAACGACAUGGAGACCAUCCUACAGGUCACAGGCUGCUCCUCAGAAACCCUGAGACCUGUAUGUAAAUCUGACUGUCUGUCCAAGCGAUACCGUACCAUCACAGGACACUGUAACAACAGAAAGAACCCCCUGUGGGGUGCAGCAAAUACACCCUACGCCCGCUGGCUCUCACCAGAGUAUGAAGACCACCGAGGAGCACCCAGGGGCUGGAACCCGCAACACAUCUACCAUAACUACACACUACCACCUGUUCGCAGUGUGUCGCAGGAGGUCUUAUACACUCAUAAUGACAACAUCUCAUUGGACACGUCUCUUUCUCAUCUGCUGGUGGAGUGGGGUCAAUGGAUCGAUCACGAUCUGACGUUGACACCUCAAAGCCCCAGCACUGCAGCCUUUAAGACAGGAUCGGACUGCACGCGCACCUGUAGCCGGGACACACCCUGUUUUCCAAUACAGAUUCCUCCUUCCGACCCCCGAACAGGCACUCAAAACUGCAUGCCGUUUUUCCGCUCCGCUCCCAGCUGUACGGGCGGAUCGGUCCCGUUCGGUCACCGGGAGCAGCUUAACGCCAUCACGGCAUUUGUGGACGCAAGCAUGGUGUACGGGAGCUCGGACGCACUCGCCGCCGCUCUGCGAAACCUCUCCUCCCCUAUCGGCCUGCUCGCCGUCAACCAGCUCCACUCGGACAGGGGCCUGGGCUUCAUGCCCUACCUAAACCGCACGCAGCCUCACUUGGACCCGUGCGGCCCACGAGAGCGGGGCGGCACCAUCCUGUCACCAGAUACGGUGGAGAAUCUGGACACAUCCAUUGGGAAUAAAUCUUUCUGUUUCCAAGCAGGUGACUCUCGGGUCAACGAACACUUGGGUAUGAUCGCUCUUCACACACUCUUUUUGAGAGAACACAAUCGAUUGGCUGAGGAGCUUCAUAAGAUCAACCCUCAUUGGAGCCCUGACACGCUGUACCAGGAAGCCAGGAAAAUAGUGGGAGCAGUCCACCAGGUCCUGACAUGGGAUCACUAUUUGCCACACAUCCUGGGCCGCAGUGCUAUCCUGGUCCUCAUGCCUCCCUACAAGGGUUACGACCCCACCGUUGACCCCAGCAUCUCCAAUGUGUUCUCCACCGCUGCCUUCCGGUUCGCACACGUGACGGUGCAUCCUGUCGUGAACCGCCUCGGACCCGAUUACCGGUCGAACCCCGAGUACCCGGCUUUGCCAUUACACCAUUCCCUAUUUGCAUCCUGGAGGGUGGUGCAUGAGGGUGGUGUAGACCCUGUGUUGCGCGGUUUGUUCUUGUCUUCGGCAAAACUGCAGACGGCGGAUCAGAUGAUGAUUGAAGAACUCACAGAGAGGCUUUUCCAGGCUCAGGGUGGUCUACCACUCGACCUGGGGGCACUUAACUUGCAGAGAGGACGAGAUCAUGGUCUACAGGGUUACAGCGCAUGGCGAGAACUCUGUGGUCUGUCUGUCCCUGUGAAUGAGACUGAUUUUGCAGGGAUUGUGGGUAAUGAAGUCCUGGCCAAGAAGUUGCUACGUCUGUACGGUACAUUCGAAAACAUAGACUUGUGGGUCGGUGCCAUCUCAGAGCCGGCUCUGCCCGGGGGCCGCGUGGGGCCGCUGCUGGCCUGUCUGAUCGCUAAACAAUUUAAAGCACUUAGAGAUGGAGACAGGUUCUGGUGGCAGAAUGAAGGAGUUUUUCGUUCAUCUCAGAGAGACGCUCUUCACAGCGUAUCUCUGUCUCGCAUCAUCUGUGACAACACUCAAAUUCAUCUGGUGCCCUCCGACCCCUUCGCUCGAACACUUCACCCUGACGACCUGCUGCCAUGCACAGACUCGCGCAUCGGUCCUCUCGUAAACCUUUCGGCGUGGAGAGAACCAGACGCAGACUCCAUCUGUGGGACGAUUCCACGACUGCGUCUGGGUUAUUCAGUGCUGUGUGAGACUGCUGUCAUCUAUCAGUGUCCCGCGGGUUACCUGCUGCAUGGAGCCAGUGAGAUCACCUGUGACCCCGAAACACACCAGUGGACCCCGCAACCACCCAUCUGCCUGGAUAUGGAUGAGUGUUCAUCUCAGUCAGCUGUUUGCCCUUCAGACCUGCAGUGCAUCAACACACCUGGAUCAUACACCUGCACAGAGCCUGUUGCCCCGCCCCUAUCUGCGUCCUCCAUUGUUGCAUCAGUGAUGUCAGUUCUGGGGGGCGUGGCUUUGAUUGCACUUAUCCUCAUCGGCUACCAAAGAUUUUUCCUCCGGAAAGCCGAGCCGGCGAAUGCAAAAUUCUGUAAGAGGAGAAGCUGAAGCUGGUUUGGAAAAUCUCUAAAAGGUUUUUGUUUACGUAGCCACAAUCUCCAGAAUUUAAACCAAACACUGGACUGGCAAGGAAAAAAACAUGAUCAAACUUAAAGAGCAGUCCUCGUGAUCUCCAUCGCUGUUUUUUGUGUAAGCUUUUGUCUCUUGUACAUUUCCUUCAGCUGCAAAACAUGUGAUGUCACAUCAGCUGAUCGACAAAUGGCUGUUUUAGCUAAGAAAUCAUUUGUUGAUGUUUAUUUGUUAAUAUGUAUGUACACAUGCUAAUAUUAUAUAUUUCUGCUGCUUAAGAUGAGGUGCAUGUGCGAAUAAUGAAUGUGGUCAUUCUGAUCUGCAAAUAGAAUCCAAGAUUGAGCUGUGACAUCACACACACGAUAAUCAAUGUUUCACUAUGCUCCAAUUUUAGCACUGCAAGAUCUUUUGGGCUCAUGUAAUCCUAUAAACGGUACAUAAAUGAGCAUUCCAGUGCUUUUUUAAUAAAUGAUAAUGAUUUUAUAAUUUAUUAUAAACACACCACAAGGUUCACUCUUUCCCAUUGAUCAAACAUUCACACAAAUUCAUAUUCAAAUGUCUUUAAUAGAUGAUGAAACCACAUAUAGAGUCACUUACAAUGGCACUGUUGUGAAUGAGAACAAGGCUGCGGGUGUCAAUCGUUUAGUUAAUAACACACAUCUUGUAAAAAUUUGACAGGACCUGAAACCUCACAAUUACAUUUUCAUUGGUGUCAAAGUAAAUAUAGAUGUUUAUUUACUGGGAUAGUUCACCGAAGUUGUUAUUCACCCUCAAGUUGUUACAAACCUGUAUAAAUGUCUUUGUUCUGCUGAAUACAAAGGAAGAUAUUUUGAGGAGUGUUUCUAACCAAGCAGAUCUGGGGCACCAUUGAGUUAAGUAGUACAAAACAAUUAUAUAAUGGAAGUGAAUGGUGCCCCAGAUGAAAAUGUAUACAACUUGAGGGUAAGUAAAUGAUUCAUUUUUGAUGAACUAUACCUUUAAGGUCCAUAAAUGGGAGUUAUACACCGUAUUUUUGCUUUGAGAUUGUCAAUCAUGCAGCAAUUUUGUGCGUUAUGGUACCAUAAAUCCUAACAAAGUGCAGCAACAAGUGUCUGCGCAGAACGAGCACAUGCAGCAGCAGACGCAACCAGUUAAAGCUAAAUAUUUGCAACACAGAUUUUGAAAUAAUAAAGAUGAAACCGAACAAUGAUUAAUGAAAUAUUAGUUUAUGGUAAAUACUAACAAACUUUGAUUUGCAUUAAAAUGUGAAAUGCACUUCAUGAUGUAUUUAAAGCUCUUGAGGUUGUAAGGUUAGUAAACGGCUUCUGUGCACAGCUGUCACGCUGGAAGUCAAUGUGUCGCGUCUGCAUCGCAAACACAGUCGAAUGUCAAACAAGCUUUUAUAUAAAAGUGAAUGAACUUCAGUUAACCAACAAAACUAAACCUGACAACAGUAAACUGGAAUGCUGUUAUUCCGUAUGGCUCAAUAUAUGGUAGUGUUUUGGGAAUUCUGCUGUAGUAAUCCCUGAAUACAUACAGCAAUGUUUAUAUGAGAAAUAUCACUGAAGUGAUUGGAGUGUUUGUGUAGUGUAAGUGUUAUUUGUUGUGUAUUGAGAUGACCCUGCUUUGUGUGCGUGUGUGUGUGGAUUCUUUAGAUCCCCUCUGUCAUGAAAUAUCCCAGUUUGGCCAGACUCAUCUC